Molecule: messenger RNA, 1122 nt
Organism: Labrus bergylta (ballan wrasse)
Lineage: Eukaryota; Metazoa; Chordata; Actinopteri; Labriformes; Labridae
Gene: mrpl9
Product: mitochondrial ribosomal protein L9
Biological process (GO): translation
Cellular component (GO): mitochondrion; ribosome
Molecular function (GO): structural constituent of ribosome
Source: RefSeq, a predicted model, not a curated record
CUCUCUGACAGGUUACAGCUGGUUAUUUGAAAGUGGAGGUGCAUUCCAUAAAAAGCUGCAUUGAGUCUUUUCUUUGUAUUUGUGUGUCGAUAAUAAAGCGGGGUAGAGACUGUUUGGUUGAGUUAACACAGAAACAUGUGGAGCUCCGGCCGACGCGUCCUUCAGGAUCUGCUCAUCCUCCCUGCAGCUCUCAGGAGUUUCUCCCUGACUCCUGCUCAGAACACAGUUGUGGUGGAGCGCUGGUGGCAGGUGCCUUUAUCUAAAGUUGGCAGUCCUCCGAGGCUUCAUCCCCGAAGACACAGAAUCUACAAGCUGGUUGAAGACACCAAACACCUUCCCAAGGAAAAGAUGGAGCUCAUCCUGACGCAGACCGUUCCCAAGCUCGGUGGUCGAGGAGACUCUGUGUUUGUGAAAAAGUCUGUUGGCAGAAAUAAGCUGCUGUCCGAAGGCCUCGCAGUGUAUCCAUCACCAGAGAACAAGCAGAUGUUUGCUGAGGAGAUCAGACUUCUACGAGAAGGAAAGCCAGAGGAAAGAGUGCAAACGCGUACUGGACAGUUGACAGUGGAGUACCUUAAAAGCUCCCAUCUGAAGAUAAACCAGAUGCCCUCUGAUGAGUUCCAGGUCCAUAAAGAAGUUGUGUGCCGACAGUUUCUCAAGAAGCUGGGAGUUGUAGUUCCACCUCAGGCGUUGAGUCUUCCAUUCGAUUCAGUGAAGGAAGUGGGCGACUACUGGUGUGAAGUAACGGUAAACGGGAUAGACAAAGUUCGCAUCCCUUUGUCAGUGGUUCCAUAUGAAGACCAGUCUGCAAGUUACAAACGUCAGCUGAAAGCACAAAAGCUGCAGCUGGAAGAGGAACAAGUCUCAGAGCCUGCUGAUGAGCAGGAAGCUACAGCACAGGCUGUUUCUGACGCUGCAGUUAAAGACUCUGAGAGUCAAGUGAGCGAAGAUUCAGCUUCAGCAGAAGCCUCAGCAGCUGUAGAAACACCGACAAACCAAGACACAACAGCACCACCAAGUGACAGCCCGAAAAAAGAUUAAAGGACUACACAAGAAGAUAUCUGCAGAACUAGUUUGUUUGUCUGUAAAACUUAUUAUACAUGCAUAUAAAGAGCCCAGUGUUAA